UUAAACAACAUAAAAGCAGCCAGAGGGAUCACAUCUGUCAGACUUUAGAUGACUGAGCGAUCUUGAAUCAACUUGGAAGAUGAAUUUCGCCAUUUUAUUGAUUGUUUUGCUGUUCAGCGACUUGAUUUUGGCUCAAGAUGUUGGUAAUGCUGCUGAAACAAAAAAACCAAACUCUCUUCUGAGAGAGUUUGGUGCAAUGAAAGAAACACUCAGAGCUCUGGAAACCAGGCUGAACGACAGUGAAACCAGGCUGAAAGACAGUGAAACCAGACUGAAGGACAGUGAAACCAGACUGACAGACAGUGAAACCAGGCUGACAGACAGUGAAACCAGGCAGAAGGACAGUGAAACCAGACUGAGGGACAGUGCAACCAGGCUGACAGACAGUGAAACCAGGCUGAGGAACAGUGAAACCCAGAUCCUGGAACUGAGGAGCAAAGAAAGUACCAAGGUGAUUUUCAGUGCAGCAACAGGAGGAGGAAAUAACCACAUCGGACCGUUCAACACAGACACAACUUUAAUCUACAGAACAGUGAUAACAAACAUUGGGAAUGCCUACAGUCCAUCCACAGGUAUCUUCGUUGCACCUGUUGCAGGUGUUUAUUACUUCACCAUCUUCUAUUGUGCUUAUGGAACAAAUCGGGCAAAUCUGAGUCUGUUCAAGAACAAUAAACUGAUAAUCUGGACCGGUGAUGGCAAGUCAACAUCUGACCCAGUUGAUAAUGGAGGAAACGCAGUGUUCCUGCAUCUGCAGCGUGGAGACCAGGUGUAUGUGCGCAUGAAAGCAGAUACAUGGGUUUGGGGAGCUGACCAGCAUACAACCUUCAGUGGUUUUCUAGUCACUCAAAUGUGAUGAUCUAUACACUGUAUAUCUGUUCAUUCCUGCUUGAAUAUGGAUGUAAAAGUCUCAGAUCACUACAGUAAAUAAUGUUAAAAUGUGAUGAAUCAGA
Molecule: messenger RNA, 950 nt
Organism: Sebastes umbrosus (honeycomb rockfish)
Lineage: Eukaryota; Metazoa; Chordata; Actinopteri; Perciformes; Sebastidae
Product: cerebellin-1-like
Exons: 3
Coding region: 80-853 (257 amino acids)
Molecular function (GO): protein binding
Source: RefSeq, a predicted model, not a curated record